CUGUUUACCAACUGCUUCUGGUUUAGUGACGAUUGUUUGGAUUUGAACACAUUCAGAUAAAACACAUCCACCAACUGAAUAGUCUCACAAGCUAAUCUGAGGCUGAAAGAAUGAGCACUCUGUAGACUGACUGAGGAUGAAACCCUAGUUUUGAAGUCGACUUUGCGGCCCCAAUAGUUCCUUUUAAGCAAUUGACCUCGUCUAGUUAUAUCAUCAUAAAAUACCCUCAAACAUAACUCAAUCUACUUGACAUUAUAGAGGACUGAAGAGAUCUCUAGGAGUUGAAGAGAGGAGGAGAGGAAACUGGGUUUAAUCAGAAGUUGAAGCUACCAACUGAAACCAAAUAAACGCCGCCAGAAUGAUUCAAAUAAUGGACUAUCUGGAAAACAACUCCUACCCGCUCUGGUUCAACGACACCGGCAAUGACUUCUCGUGCUCCCCUGUUUUUCUGCCUGCCACCAUUCUGCCCUUUGUAGGCAUGCUUCUGUUGAUUGUAACUAUUCCUGUUGCACUUGUAACUCGCCUCACUCAAAAAGUGUCACAGCUGGGAGAUUAUAACAUCCAAUUUACCGUUCACUGGACGGGCAUCUUUCUCUUCUCACUCUACCUGCUCUUCCUCAAUUUGACCUGGCUGCUGCUGAGAGGCCAACAAGUUCAAAUUCCUUCCAUUGUCUUCAUUGAAUUAGCAGUUGACGACUUGGUUUUCAUUCUCAUAACAGUCGAAUUCAUAACUAUUCAACAAUUUGGAAUGCGAUACAGUCCAAUCUGCAUCAUUUACUUCACUUUUCGAUGCUUGUGGCUAAUUUUAGAGAUCACUCUGAACAUGUUCAUAACUUACCAGCAUGGCUUCAAACACCAAUCUCUAGUCUAUAGUGUCCGCUUCAACUUGUUCUCUCCUCUCAACCUCAUAAUAACCGCUUUCAACUUAUGCGCCUUUCUCAAAUUGACAGGCACUGACAGUGAACAUGAUAGCAGUGUUUUGUCCUUCCAAAACAUAACCUUCCAGUCCAAGAUUCUGUUCCACUGGUUUACCAAGUAUGUUGCGAGGGCGUGGCGGGGACACCUCACAAUGGAGUCGCUGCCUGACCUGCAGAGUUCGUUCACGUCAAUGCCCACUACGAACAAGUUCGCGGAGAAGAUGAAUGCUUUGAAGUUGAGCAAGGCACGCAGGGGGGAUGAGGACGGAGCAGGCGAAUUCACUCACUGGGAACUCUACAAGACACUUCUUGUGAAGACGUUCGGCUGGUACAUGGUCAAGACCGGAUCCCUUCGACUCAUGGGAGACUCGGUACAAUUCUGCAGCCCCAUCCUGCUGAGUCUCCUCAUUCAACACAUAGAGCAGCCAGACACGCCCCAGUGGAGAGGGGUGCUCCUUUGUUUACUCCUAUUUGUUUGUUUGUGCCUCGAAGCAGUCAUCAAGUUGAGAUACCAAAACAGCAUGCACCAAACGGGACUGAUGAUGAAAACUGCUAUCGUAGACUACACGUAUCAGAAAGCGAUCAAAAUUAUGUCAGGCACAACAGCUGCGAACAUCGUCAAUGUUCUCAGAAUCGAUUGCGAAUGUUUCUUUCUUCUCAACCGUCAAAUUCACCUCAUUUGGUCGAACCCUUUCGUCGUCUCCAUUUGUAUAUAUUUGCUCUACAUUCAGUUGAAAGCAGCCGCCUUCAUUGGACUCAUCGCAGUGUUUCUCAUCACUCUUUUGAAUGUGUCCAUUCUGUUCCUGAUGCAAACCCAAGUGGAAAUAAGUCGCGACAUUAAAGACCACAAGCUCAGCCUAGUAAAUGAAGUUAUCACCUCCAUUAAACAGAUCAAGUUCUACCUCCUUGAAAGUGCCUUUCAUCAUCACCUAAAAGAUGCCAGACUUGUUGAAAUGAAGGCUUACAACGUCACCCAAAUUCUUGUACUGGUUGUUCACGCUUCUUUGGAGCUGUCGCCGACAAUUAUAGGAGUUGCGUGUAUCUCGGCAUACAUCUUCAUGUACCCAGAGGAAGGGAUCAGUGCCGGACAAUUGUUCGUUUCCCUUUCAAUUCUGAAUGUGCUCAAAGUUCCCCUCUACAGCGUGAGUGACGUCAUACGAGCAGUGCAAGAAUCGAACAUUUCUUGCAAGCGUCUUGUGAGGUUUUUGAACAUCCAAGAAAUCGACCGUGAGGUGUACAUGAAAAUAAGCGAAAGCGACGAGCGCGAUGUUAUCAUUGAGAACUGUUCUUUCAAGCACUACCAGAAUCAACUAGCGCCAAAAUCCUUAGCUCAGAAGAAAAUCGAAAAAGCCAGACAUGAACAUCAAACAAAAAUUACCCAAAAGAACGCAUUGAAAGUUGAGACUUACCCAACAGAAAGCAAAAAAAUAGCUAGUAGUUUCAACAAACAAACGCCAGAGGAUAAAGUGAAUUCACAUGACAGUUCCAGCAUCCAAGCUCCCAAAAUAUCAGUUGGCUCCGAAUCCACGCAUGAUAUUGAAGAGCCUAAGACUGAAAAAGCCGAAUCUUCGAAUUCUAAGCCGAAACAGUUCAGAUUAGCUAAUAUCAAUUUGCAUAUCAAAAAAGGAAGUUUAGUGGCAAUUAUUGGCUCAGUGGAGUCUGGGAAGUCGGCACUUUUGUCCGCAAUCGGGGGAGAAAUGGAAAUAGUUCCUAACACGGACGAAAAGGGAGGCAUUGGAACUCUUUCUCGAAGGGAUGUUAGCUGGGACUUGCAACAGUUUGUGUCGCUGCCUAAUUCGGUCCAGAGAAACAUUCUCCUACUUGAGCCGCAGAAGCUCCACCAAGCAAAUUGGGAGAGAUACAGGAAAAUUUUGUACGCCUGUGCCCUUUUCCCAGAUAUACCAACUUUAGCAGAAGGCGAUCAAACUGAGCUGCUAGAUGUUGCCAAUUUGAGCGGAGGCCAGCUGAAGCGAAUCUCAUUGGCCAGGACCAGCUACCACCAGGCGUCAGUCUACUUAUUCGACGAUCCCCUCGCUCACAUGGAUGCCCUCAGCUCCAAACACGUGUUCGAGAACCUCCUCUCAAACCAGAAGGGACUGCUGAGAGACAGGACUAGAGUGGUGGUCACCAAUGACUUGAGGUUUCUGGACAAGUGCGACUCUGUCAUAUUUGUUGAAAAAGGGAACAUUUUGAGCCACGGAAGCUACGAGCAGGUGACGAGGGAGGUUGGCGAGAGAUUUCAGGCGCUGGCGCGCAAUCUGGAAGACCAAAUAGAUGGGGGAGGGGAGUUCCAGGGGGCCCAUGCUAUCUGGAGGGAACAGCUGGACGAGUACUUCAAACAGCCACUCCACAUCGAACAUCAGACAGAGAAUGAUGGGCUGGAGUUCCGCUACAAGAACAGGGAGUUGUUGAUGAGGAAGUUGGAGGAGCAGAGAAACCAGAUUACCCUUUUAACACAACAGAACAGACUGGACAGGAGGUCCUCCCAGAAGCUGCGGGAACCCAUCAUGCGACGCAUGAGCGAAAGAUGCUGUCCGGACUCGCCUGUUGCUACGAACAAGCGGAGAUCCAGUCGCAAGAUCAGUACCAGUUCUCUAAAUGCAAUGUUAAAUUCCAGCAACAACAAUCUCAACAAUAUAAACAACAAAAACAACAACAACAACAACAACAACAACAACAACAACAACAACAGCUGCAACAAGUGCAACAAUAAUCUCAAGACUCCAGUCACCCCUUCACCCUCCAUAAGACCCCAUCAGAACAGGUUCGAGUUUGCGACUAGUGUGGACAGCCGCCAGAAGCAAGGGACUGUGGAGUGUGAGACUGAACAGGAUGCGUGCGUGGACAGCAGGAUACGCAAGAUAUCCAGUGGCAGCAGAAGUGGAGCCGAAAGUACAGUGAGCAACCUGCCAUCCUCUCGUCGCGAGACAUUCCGAGUACCCGAGGAGGAGGAAGAGGAGGCAGAGAUGAGUCAUCCGAGUGACCACGAUGACGACACCACGCGGGACUCGUUUCACGCAACAUUCGCCUCAGGACACGAGAGAUACGAGAGCAAAACUUCUGUUUUCGACCCCUCGACGCCGCUUCCAGUCCGAAGGCUUACAGCUCCAAUCGAAGAUCCGAAACAGAUGCCGAGCACUGACAGAGACACCCGGAAACACAAGAACGGAUACCAUGCUCUACAAACUGGCAUGUCAAAGGGUCAAAAAAGCUCACAAAAAUAUGAAGCGAUAGAAAUGCGAGAUGUUGUCAUUGAUUCAUUAAGUGACAUUGGGACCGAAAAUGACAGCGACACCGGAUCUCAAUCCAGCGAAGAGGAAGAAGCCCAAGAUAAAGUCAGCCGAAACUGGAUCAAAAGCGUUUUGGCAUGGAUCAAAGGAGCCAGUGUGUUUUUAUUCUCCCUUUGGCAGUUUGCCGCUCUGGCUUACGUCAUAAUGGAAGUUUUGGGCGCAAUUUUGCUGAAGGAGUGGGCGGUUGCUGAAGUAGAGGCGAAUUUUAACGAAGUAAGAAAACGGAAUUCUUCCAGUUAUUCGGGGCCGUCAAAACACGAUAUCAACAUUAACUACUUCUCAAAGUACUGCGCUGUCAAACUAGGCAACGUGGCAUUCAUUUGUGUGAGGAGUGGACUGCAGAUCUACACGUGCUACAGGGCCUCGCUCUACUUCAACCAGUGCAUCAUCCAGGCACUCCUCGGCUGCACUCUCAGGGAGUUCCAGAAACUGAAGAGGGAGACCAUUCUGCAGAGGUUCAGUGUAGACAUGCUAAGGGUAGAAGUAUUUGGGUUCAAAGUGUUCUUCAGCUUGGCCGCAUUUUACCAGUUGGUGGCUUUGGGUCUAAUCAUAAUCUACAACAUUCCCUACUUCUCAAUAGUCAUCCUAAUCAUGUUCGCCGUUUACAUUUUCAUCGAGCGCCUCUACGCACGAGUGCGCAAACAACUCAUGCGAAUCAAGCAAGAGUUGACGGAAGUGGCUCUGAUUGGGAUCUACCAGAAGACGACAGCCAUGCUUGUCCAGAUCCGAACAUUCAACCUCCAGUCUCAGAGCUGUGCUCUCUUCCGCGACCGACUGGAUAAAGACCUGAAAAUAGCCUACUACAUUUUCGCGGCCCAGAAGUGGCUGAUUUUGCGGCUGCACACGCUGGGUAAUCUGUUGAUAGCAGGGGCCAGCAUCUACUGUGUGUUGCAACGAGACGGGGCACAGGACGUGGGCUUGAUAGGAAUAGUGGUGAACAUGGCUCUCCAGAUGAACUUCGCCCUGUUCGCUUUCGUCAACUGUCUCGGCGACGUUGAGGCGGAGACAGCGAGGGUGGAGAACUUGAGGGAGUUCAUGAGACUCAAGCAGGAGAAGGGCGGCUACAGUGAGACUAAUAGGAGUCCCAAGGCCUCUGAAAAUGUUGUGAAUCGUUUGAUGGACAAUUGGCCCACAACUGGAAUCAUAAACAUGCGCAAGGUCAAGGCCAGCUACUCGCCCAUCAGAUACGGGCACAGAUCAAAGUCACAACAGCAACAGACUCAACUGAACGAAACUCGGUUAGCCGAACUGGACGAACAUGAGAACACGUUCGUCGUCAAUGGCCUCACAGUGGACUUGAAACCACAGCUGAAAACAGCCAUAGUCGGCAGGUCAAACUCCGGCAAAUCUUCUCUCAUUCUCGCUUUGUUCCGACUCAUUUAUCUGCACGAUGACUCCAAAAUUAUGAUUGACGGCGUCGACAUUCGAUCUGUUCCGCUGCACAGACUGCGCAAGGCUCUCACAGUUAUACCGCAGAAUGUGCUGCUGUUCAAAGACACCCUCGAAUACAAUCUUGAUCCUCUACAAGAACACACACGUGAGCAAAUGCGGCCGAUUCUAGAAGAACUCGGCAUUCUAGACUGGCCUGAAUUGCGCAACAAAUCCGGCGACGCUCUCUGGAACUUUGACUGCGAGAAGUUUCGAAACGAGGGAGCUAAACAGCUAAUAGGCCUAGCGCGCGGUCUGCUAAGUAGAACGAAAAUUGUCAUUUUAGACGAAUGCACAGCUCAGUUGGACGGCGAAACUGAGAAAAGAGUGGAGAAAGUUCUAGAAGAACGGCUCAAAGACUGCACAGUGCUCAAGAUAGCACACAGGAUAAACACUGUGAUGGACUACGACCAAGUCAUCGUCAUGCAGUAUGGUCACGCUCAAGUGGGAAACCCGAAAGACUUCCUGGAACAGAAGAACAACUUGUUCUACGAGUUGUGGAGGGCAAGUUCCAACGAACAUUAAUUCAUUCCGUCAUUCAAUCAAUAUAUUCUGUUUCUUCUUUUCAAGAAUUAAGUCAUUGUUGAAGCAAAUCCUAA
Molecule: messenger RNA, 6234 nt
Organism: Symsagittifera roscoffensis
Lineage: Eukaryota; Metazoa; Xenacoelomorpha; Acoela; Convolutidae
Product: multidrug resistance-associated protein 1-like
Exons: 13
Coding region: 359-6160 (1933 amino acids)
Biological process (GO): transmembrane transport
Cellular component (GO): membrane
Molecular function (GO): ATP hydrolysis activity; ABC-type transporter activity; ATP binding
Source: RefSeq, a predicted model, not a curated record